Messenger RNA from Colletotrichum karsti, 2391 nucleotides. Its product is annotated as cellobiose dehydrogenase. The transcript has a single exon. The record is from RefSeq and is a predicted model, not a curated record. The coding region runs from base 1 to 2391 and encodes 796 amino acids. Gene Ontology annotation, molecular function: flavin adenine dinucleotide binding; oxidoreductase activity, acting on CH-OH group of donors. Lineage: Eukaryota; Fungi; Ascomycota; Sordariomycetes; Glomerellales; Glomerellaceae.
AUGCGCUGCACACUCUCCGCCGCCGCGGCCCUUCUCGGGCUCGCCGGAUCCGCCUCCGCCCAGCUCCGCUCCUCGGCUUACACCGACCCCCAGACCGGAAUCGACUUCCAACGUUACAAGCCGGACAGCUACCAGUACAGCUUCGGUAUCGCCGUUCCCGAGACCACCGGCACCGACUUCAUUGGACAGAUGGUCGUUCCCAUCUCCGAGAAGGGUAACUGGGGUGCCGUCUCUCUGAAGGGAGGCAUGUUGAACAGUCUGCUGUUCGUGGCCUGGGCCGAUGGCGAGGAUAUCAAGACCUCUUUCAGAAUGGGCAGCGCCUACUCCAACCCGGACGUCUACUCCGCGACCGAGGUCAGCGCGGUUCCCAUCGCCAACGGUACUUUCGUCAACAGCACCCACUUCUCCUACACCUUCCUCUGCUCCGGCUGCGUUGUUGCCGCCUCGACGACCCUGACCGGCGAGUCUCCCAUUCUGGGCUGGGCUUUCUCCGACACCAGCCCUACCACCCCCGCCGAUGCCACCAGUGCCCUCAACUACCACUCCGCUGGUUUCGGUCAGUUCGGUCUUGACAUUGCUGGUGCCAAAUCUGCCAAGUUCGCCGAGUGGUCCAAAUAUGCUAAGGCCGUCGAGACGACUCCCGUCCCCGGUAACGGCACCACCACCCCCGUCCCUGGCAACAGCACCAUCACUCCUCCCACCACCUCCAACACUACCUACGAUGUCAUCGUCGUCGGUGGUGGCCCUGCUGGUAUCAUCGCCGCUGAGCGUAUUGCCGAGACUGGCGCCAGCGUUCUCCUCAUCGAGCGUGGUCCUGCCAACACUGUCCCCUUGGGAUCCGACCUGGCUCUCCCCUGGAACGACACCCUGACUCCCUACGACAUUCCCGCUCUCGGUAGCUCCAUGACCGCGCUGUCCGGCAUCAGCCUCUGCAGUGACACUGCCUCCACCGCCGGCUGCUUGUUGGGAGGCUCCAGCUCCAUCAACGGUCUCAACUUCAUCCACCCUCCCGAGCACGACUGGCAGCGCUGGCCCAAGGGCUGGAACUGGGCCGAUGUCUCCGAGGCUGCUGACCGUCUCUACGAGCGCAACCCUGGUACCACCGAGCCUUCCAAGGACGGCAAGUACUACGACGACCUCACCUACCGCGUCCUCUCCGGUCUCCUGAGCGGCAAGGGCUGGACUGAGGUUGACUCUAUCGAGUCCCCCAACGAGAAGAAGGCCGUCUACUCCCGCCCCUCGUGGUCCAUCAAGGACCACCUGCGUGCCGGCCCUGCCCGUACCUACAUGCCCUUCGCCCAGCAGCUCCCCAACUUCACCCUCAAGCUCGAGACCAAGGUGAUCCAGGUUGAGCGCACCGGCAGCACCAUCACCGGUGUCCGCACCCAGGCCGCCGACGGCAGCAUCCAGAUCAUCAAGGUCAACCAGGGCGGCAAGGUCGUCCUCGCCGCCGGUGCCAUGUCCUCUCCCCGUAUCCUCUGGAACUCCGGUAUCGGCAAGUCCGACGCCCUGGCCAUCGUCAAGGAGGGCGCCUCCAAGACCGGUGUUGUUCUCCCCGCCGAGGCUGACUGGAUCGACCUCCCCGUCGGCCACGGUCUCCAGGACCACGCCCAGGUGAUGCUCCAGUUCAACUCCGCCACCAACUUCUCCGCCUACGGCUUCAACGCCAUCGCCUCCGACCCCGUCGACGGCGACCUGGACCUCUACAAGCAGGGCUCCGGUCCCAUCACCCAGGCCGCCCAGCGUAUGCACCUCUGGACCUCCGCCGAGGGCGUCGACGGCCGCACCCGUUACCUCCAGGGCACCGCCUCCGCCAUGCAGAACGGCAUCAUCACCGUCCGUACCUUCCUGACCCACGGCACCUCCACCGUCGGUGAGCUCGGCAUCGCCGCCUCCGGCAACACCGUCCUGAACACCAAGCCCUGGCUCAUCGACACCGAGGACCGCAAGGCCAUGUCCGACUUCGUCCAGUACUGGCUCGACCUCACCAGCGGCAGCAACUCCACCCUCAAGUACGUCACCCCUGGCGCCACCCCCGAGGACAUCAUCUCCACCAAGAUGAUCUCCGGUGACCACUGGGUCGGCUCUGCCAAGAUGGGUGAGGACGACGGUCGCCAGGCCGACGGCUCUGCCGUCGUCGACCUCGACACCAAGGUCUACGGCACCGACAACCUCUUCGUCGUCGACGCCUCCAUCCACCCCGACCUCCCUACCGGCAACACCCAGGCCAUCAUCAUGAUCACUGCCGAGCACGCUGCCGAGAAGAUCGCCGCCUUCAAGGUCAGCGGUUCCAGCAACUCGACUGCUCCUACCGAGAAGUGCACUCGCUCUACCAAGCGCGCUGCUCGCCAGGCCAUGCGCUUCAGACGCCAUGCCCGCCUGCACUACUAG